UGGUGAUCCAUAGUUUGUGUUAGUAACGAAGUUGGUGUCCUAACGGUUUAAAACUCGCCAAAACUGUGAAAUUGUUUGUUUAAAUGUACGUUUUAAUGGACUUUAACCGCAAUGUUUCCCACGAAUAAAGCCGACGUCGACAGACACGUAGAAGACAGCCUGAAGAAGAUAAAUAACGAAACGGAGCGCAACCUUCGUUGCUUCUCGUUCGCCAAACAGUAUUUCAAAAUCCAGCGUUAUGAAGAGGCCCGCCGCUACGUCUCCACCUACUUGAGCGCGCGCCCCAACUCCGCCGAGGCCCACUGCCUCCUCGCCAAAUGCCUCGAGGGUCAAGGAAAAAAAGAAGCCGCCUUGCAAGCUUACACCACCAGCUUGCGGCUCGACCCCAAGCAAAACAGCCUCGUGCUUAAAGUGUGCGAACUCCUCGCCUCCGACGACGUCGAAAUGGACCAAAGCGGCGCCCGCUACUUCUGCGAAAUGGCGCAGUCGUUCGACCCCCACAACCCCGCCAUCUUCAACCUCAAGCAGCGCAUCCUCACCAUCAACAACGACGAUCCCCGAGAAGUGACGAACUUGAUUCUGAAGGAGCUGGAGACGCGUCCGACGGACGUGAGUUUGCGGGUGCGCUUGCUGAAGCACCUGAUGCACCACCGCAUGGUGAAGGAGGCCUACAAGCACGCGGCGGAGAUCGAGUCCAAGGACUUGUCGAUUUUUCAUAACAACAUGGCGUGGUACCAAGCGGUGGCCGAAGUGUUGGUGAAGUACCAGAGGACGGUGUCGUUGCCGAAUUCGCUCGGGUGGGAGUUCUGGUUUCUGUCGGUCUCGAUCCUGGAUAAGUUGGUGAGCUUGUCGCUGGAGGAGAACACGGAUAAUAUUAAACCCACGACGGAGUACGUGAAUGCGUUGUUUAAUUUCGACCAGACGCUGGCGAAGGCGGCGUUGAACGUGGCGGAUUGCCCGGAUAAGUAUUUGGUGCAGGAAUUCUUGAACCACUAUAGUAGUGAGUUGUGUUUCCAUCUGGCAACGUUGGUCUUCAAACAAGCGAAGAAGGAGUUCAUGAAUUAUAAAGAAGCGGCGAAUAUUUCUCUCCCGUUGUUGUUCGCUUCGUACCACUCCCAUCCUCCAGAUCUCCAGAGUAUGUGGUUUAACCACGCCCCGGAACAUCGUCGGAAUUUGGUCCGGCGGUGGCGGCGAGAAGCCGCCUUCCGCUGCUCCCAAUCCGGGCACAUCUUACAAGCCGCCGCCAAAGACCGAAAGUCGAUCGUGAUCGAGAAAGCCAACCAGUACUCGAUGGGGAUGUGGCGGGAGCAACUAUUCAAGAAGCUCUUCAUCACUCGAGACCAACAGCAGAAAAUGAAAACCAGCUACUUCCUCGCCGACCAGAAGCUCCUCGACAUCACCAUCCGACUCCCCGACGCCUCCGAGCUCCUCAAGUACGACGAAGAAGCCCAACUCAACUAUCCCGAUUCGUUGCACCACCACAUCUGGAUCGGUCUCAACAAUAAACUGUCCGACUUCAAGUGCACCGUCUUCGACGGACUGCAAUACUCGAUCAAGAACCUCAAGAACUGCGGAGCCGAAACCUUGAACGUGUUGGAUCUUCAGGCGUUCAUCUACUGCGCCACGUUGUGUUCGAAGUUCAACUUGGAGAGUUCGAGGCAUAUUUCGUCCUAUCAUAACGUGGAUAAGCCGAACGUGCUACCGGCGGCUGUCACUCCCGAGCUGGGUACCGCUUAUCAGAAGAAGUUCUUCGCGGCGGCUUACAAGACGUACAAGAACGAGUACGACCCUGCUGUUGACCAGCAACGGCUGACUUUGAUCGACGGGAUUAGGGUGGUGAGGUGCGUGGAUAACGGUUUGGACGUGAAACUCCUGGUGGUGUUGGCGCAGACGUUCGCGGAUCGCGCCAAAGGCGCGACUAAGCAGUCGGAGAUCGAGUUCAACGAGGCCCGAGCGGAGCUCUACUGGAAAGCCGCACUACCGAUUCUCGAGAAGAUGAAAAACAACCAAGCUGUGUCGUACCCGCCGAAUAAGUUCUUUGACCAUAGGUCUAAAGAGAUGGCGCUGACGGAAGUGUGUGGUUACAUCGAGACGGGGAAACUCUUCAGCGGCACCCAACUCAUGAAGAAGAAGGACUAUGAAAAAGCGUUGCGAGUAUUCGAGGCUUUAAGAGACCCCUACGCCAGUUUCUACCAAGCGCAGAUUUAUAAGCAGCUCGCGGACCAGCAGACCAGUCAGAGUAAAGAAAACGUGACGAGCGAGAUGCGCAGUCAAUACAUUAUACUGUUGUCACGAGCUCGGGACUGUCUUUACUUGACUCUGGAUAGACUGAGAGAGCCUUCGGUCGAUCAGAAGCACCCACUGAACGAGCAAUUGGGUACCGAAAUCGAGAAAAUCGAGAGGUUGUUGUCGAGGAUCGACCCCGACUGCACCAACCGGAACGAGUGUGAUGGCAUGUCCGACGAAAACGUGUCUUCUGCGGAUAGCGCCGGCGAGCACUACGUCACUGGGUACUCGGCCCACAACUCGAGCUACUUCAACGGGGUUUUCUCCGGAAGGAACGACCACAAUCACUCGACUCCUUACAGGUCGGAUCUUUUCAAACGUGAAGCCAAACCCAGUCCUGAAAGGUUAGAUGCUCAGCUGAGACAACUGACAGCGUCUAAGGACGCCGCGAUUAACCAUAUCCUAGAGAACAACAAAAUCAUGGUGGAGUCGCACCGGACCCUGGUCGAAGAACUGCGAAGCUUCAAAGAGGUCGUGAAUAACCUCACGUCGACCGUGGACGAACUCAAGAACAUGAAGCACGGCUACGAAGACCUGAAAGACAUCAAGAAGACCGUGAGCGAACUCAAAGCGAGCAUCGAUGACUUGGACGGUUUCAAGAACGUGUCGGAUAUGGUGUUCGAAAUGAAGAAGGAGAUCGCGGAGUUGAAGAAGGACGUGAACAAGACGAGUCAGUUGAGCGAGGAGGACAUCUACGGGUUGGCGAACGAGUACGGGGCCGAGUACAACCUCAAUUCGAACUUGGCAGCUUACAAUUCUAAUUUGUACCAGAACUACCAGAGGAUGCCGGGCGCGACUUCGUUGUACGGUCCGCCGCCUUUGUACCCGGGGAUGUACCCGAUGGCUUACGGGUACGGGUUAGGGUUACCCCAAACGAGUGGUCUCCAAUUCGGGACCGAACAACCUAUUCCGGGUAUCUCGGGCCAAGAUUUCCGGGCUAUUUCCGCCGCGUUGUCGCAAGUGCAACCUAGUGUGACGUACGCGCAAACCACCCAGCCCCAAACCAACUUAGGCUUGUUGGCGGCUCAGGGUUUAACCCAAACUCCGAAAGUAGGGUCCGGGCAAAUGGUCUACCCGACUAUAGGUGGCGUCGCGGUUACCACCACCCCCACCACUAAAGCACCACCAGUCAACGUGGUCAUCACAGCUUCAGACCCACUCCCCUCCACCAAAACCACCACCUCCCAACCAAUCCUCUCCGUCACGAUUCCCCCACAACACCUCAAAGGCAACAUUCCGAAGGCCCAACCACACAAUUACCAGAUCCCGUUACCCGUGAGCGCGGUCGCCAACACGUCGCCGUCGGUCUUGAGCAAACCCCCGCCCACCGUGUCCACCCAGAGCAUCCUUUCCAACGUGGCACCGCCCGUGUAUUCCGCCGUCUCGGAUAAAACCCCCUUGAACGUGAGUCUGGGGCUGCAGAUCGAGAAGACCCUCGAACAGACCUUCAACUCCAGCAAGAACGAGACUUUGAACAAGAGCAGCGUUUCCACCAGCUCGGUGGAAGAGCACGAUCCUUGUCCCGAUUUCAAACCCAUCAUUCCGCUGCCCGACGAAGUCCCGGUGACCACCGGCGAAGAGAGCGAGAAGGUCCUCUUCUGCGAACGCGCCAAGCUGUUCCGAUACGUCGCGGAAGUCAAGGAGUGGAAGGAGCGAGGGAUCGGCACUCUGAAGAUCUUGAAGAACCCGGAGACGAAGAAAGUGAGGAUUUUGAUGCGGAGGGACCAGGUGUUGAAGAUUUGCGCGAAUCAUUUCUUGACGAAGGAGAUGGUUUUGACGCCGAUGGCCAAGAGCGAUAGGGCGUACAUUUGGGCCGCGCACGACUACGCCGACGAAGAGGUGGUGCUGGAGAAGUUGUGCGUGAGGUUUAAGACGGCGGAUGAGGCGAAGAAGUUCGUCGAGGCGUUCGAGAGCGCCAAGAGAGACUUGGGGGAAGAGAAAGUCGGGGUUAGUGCGACCAGCACGGGUAGUACUUUGGGAGGGUUCGUGUUUUCGACGACGCCGACGUUCAAGCCGAAGCAGGAAGCGGUGAUGGUGAGCGUCAGCGUACCGGAACCACAGAAAGAGAGUCCGUUCGCUGGGUUUUCGUUCGGCGGUACCAAGUCUGGUGGUUUUCCGACUUUCCAGACGAACUUCACCCCGGUGAAGCCCACCGAGACCGUUAGUAGUACCACGAAGCCGCGCAAAGCUUCCGACGACGAAUCCGACGACUUCGUCCCCACGGCGGAGUUCAAGCCCGUAGUACCCCUCCCCGAACUAGUCGAGGUGAAAACCGGAGAAGAAAACGCGGAAGUACUUUUCGAACACAAAGCCAAACUGUUACGUUUGGACACCAGUGGUGAAACGAAAGAGUGGAAGGAGAAGGGCGUGGGAAUAUUCAAAGUACUCAGAGACAACAUCGUGCGCUUGGUUAUGCGUCGCGACCAAGUCCUCAAAGUCUGCUGCAACCACCAGCUCCUCAAGAACAUGGAUUUCAAACUCAUGAGUAACAACGCUAACGCGGUGACCUGGUGCGCCAAAGACUUCUCCGAAGGAGUCGUCAAACCCGAAACUCUGUGUGUUCGUUUCAAAACCGACGACCUCGCCGCCGCAUUCCUCAAAGCCGUCAACACCGCGAAGGAAACCCUCGACGACAACCACUUCGUCGUGGCCAAACAAACCGAGAAGCACGCGAAGACCGAGUCCCCGGCGAAGCUCCAAGGUUUCGGGGAUAAAUUCAAACCGGUCAAGGGUAGCUGGUCUUGCAAGAAUUGUUACGUCAUGAACGAAGGCAAAGCCAACUAUUGUAUCGCUUGCGAAACCCCGAAGAACGACUCGCUUCCGAAGAAGAGCGAAGAUGCUUCAGGAGCCGCUUUCUCGUUCGGUGUGGCUAACAUGACCGCCGUUACGAACUCCUGGGGGAGCGCUUUCAAACCGAAAGAGGGGUCAUGGGAGUGUAAAACGUGCUACAUCUUCAACGACGCGGAGAGGACGCAUUGCGCGUCGUGUGAGAGCCCCAAGGACGACACCGUCCCCAAGAAGGAGACCCCGAAAGGCGUGAACCUAGACACGGGUGGGUUGAAGUUCAACUUCGGUAUCCAACCGGUUAAAGUCGAGUCUGCUGAGCCGCCGAAACCGAAGGUUUCGGGUUGGGGCGACUUGUUCAAGCCGAAAGCGGGAUCGUGGGAGUGCAAGCACUGCAUGGUCCAGAACACCGGCGACGUGGUGCAUUGCCUGGCUUGCGAUAACCCCAAGGAUGAAAGCGUGCCGAAGAAAGAACCGAAGGGUUUGGGGUCGGAUGCCCAGAAGUAUACUUUCGGUUUUCCGCCGGCGACGACUCAAGCGGCGAGCGCCAAGGCCACCUUCACGUUUGGCCAGAGCACGAUUUCCACCACGAAACCGGACACUCCGUUUGUUUUCAAGCCCCAGGUGACGAUAGCGCCCGAGAAGAAAGAUCCCGGGGCGGAGAAAUUCGUAUUCGGGUCUCCACAAAAGCACGACUUCGAGUUCACACCCAGAUCUCCACGGAGAAUCAGUAGCGGCACCAAAGACGAAGAGUCGGACGCCAGUUACGUGGAAGAGGAAGUCGACAACAUUUACUUCAAACCGGUGAUUCCUCUACCCGACAAGGUGGAAGUGAAGACUGGGGAGGAGGAAGAAGACGCUUUGUACUGUCACCGGGCGAAGUUGUACCGGUUCGUGGACAAGGAGUGGAAGGAGAGGGGUAUCGGGGACAUCAAGGUUCUCAGACGCAAGGACACCGGGAAGUUGAGGGUUUUGAUGCGAAGGGAGCAAGUGUUCAAGAUUUGUCUCAACCAUAUUUUGACCACCGAGAUCAAGUAUUUGCCUAAAGAUGAUAAGUCUUGGUUGUUCUGCGCCGCCGACUUCUCCGAAGGCGAGUUGGUCAACGAGCAGUUCUGCGUUAGGUUUAAGAACGCGGAAGUCGCUCAGGAAUUCAUGAAGGCUGUGAACGAUGCGCUGAAUGAGGCAUCGAGUGAUACAGGUCAUCAGUUCGCCACUCACGACCCCCUUCUAGGUAAAGAAAGCGACGAAAAGACCGACGACUCCGAAGUCGAGUUCGUUAGCGAGACCAAAGUGACCCCCGAAGAAGAAAAAGAGGCCCUCAGACUCGGUUUGCCGGCCAAGUUCCUGUCGUACCGACAGCUCCCGGACUGUCAAUGCGACCAGUGCAAAAAAGACGACCUCUACCUCAAAGACUUUUUCAAUCAACGCCGACUCUCCAAACCCUCGAGCACCGACUCCUUAUCCUGUGUCAGUGAUUCUUCCAGCACCAGUUCAAUCUUCGCCACCCCCAGAGGCGACAUUUUGAGUUUUAAAACCGCGUCCGACGCUUCCGUGACUUCGGGUACCACCUUGAAGAGCCUCCUCAGCAAACCGUCGCUCCUAAGUACCAAAACCACUGAAGGCAUUUUCUCGUCGUCGCCCGUCUUCGCUGCGACAAACAGUCCGAAGGUGUUCACGACCCCGACGACGACCACCAGUACCAUUUUUGGGUCGAAAUCCACCGGGAGCUUCUUCCAGACGCCGGAAAAUAAGAGCGAGAGCGGAGCGUUCGCGUUCGGUUCGGGGAGCAUCUUCGGGUCGACCACUUCGGUCACCAAACCCAGUAUUUUCGGUUCGACUACCACGACGGCGAGUAUUUUCGCUGGGUCGAAAUCCACGGGUUCGAUUUUCGGUACUGCACCUUCGAUUUUUGGUGGUACUGUUACUACUACGACUACGAGUUCGGUGUUUGCCACACCUACUACGACGGCGUCGUUGUUCAAGGCGCCAAUUUUUGGUAACAACAACAAGGUGGAGACUCCAGUGACUACGACGGCUUCGAUUUUCAAGACUGGUGGAAGUAUCUUUGGGGGUAGUUCUAGUACGGGGAGUAUAUUUGGAGGUUCGCCGGUGGUGUUCGGGAAGACUCCUGAGGCUAGUAAGACGAUAUUCGGGGGCGGCGAUUCGUUGGCGAAGGCGGCGGAGUCCCCGAUUCGACCUACUUUCGGGGCGACGAAGAGUACCGAAGCUAAGACGACGAACUUACAAGAGGAUGAUGCGGCGGUUCUGGAUUGUAGUACCGGGGUGACUUUUGCGGCGUUGGCUGCUAAAGUGACCGUGGACGCGCUGCCGUCGUUCGUCACGGAUAAUAACGAUUCCAGUACUACUGAAACUCCGUUCGCUUUUUUGGGUGCUGGAGCCCCUGUUUUUUCGUCUCGUGGUGGCAACGAUAGCAAAAGGUGUGCAGAAGAGGGACAGGAAGGGGGCGACGAGGAGUACGACCCUCACUAUGACCCCAUCGUGCCGCUCCCGGAAGCUAUAGUGGUGUCGACUGGAGAGGAGGAUGAAGAGGUCAUGUUCAACGAAAGGGCGAAGUUGUUUAGGUUCGACACGGAUAGCAAAGAGUGGAAGGAGAGAGGAGUCGGGCAGAUGAAGAUUUUGCAUCACCCGGUUAACAACACUUACAGGUUCUUGUUGAGGCGCGAACAAGUGCACAAGGUGGUACUUAAUCAGUUGAUCAUCCCGGACUUGGAACUCCAGCCGAUGAGGACGUCCGACCAGGCUUGGGUCUGGGCUGGCUACAACUACACCGACGACGAUUCAGCUCUGGAGAAGCUAGCCGUCAAGUUCAAAAAUUGCGACCUGGCGCAGACCUUCCGCAAGACCGUGUUAGACGUGAUCGAGAAGGUGAAGAAGGUGCAGUCGGAGAAGGCCGCCGGCGACCACAAGGAGGAGCAAGCCGAGGUCAAACUCAUCCCGUCGUCGAUCCAGAAUUUCGGCGUGGAGGAAGUGAGCGGCGACGAACAGGCGAAGGAAGCGUAUGAAGAGGACGACGACGACGAGGACGAAGACGAAGAUGACGACGAUGAUCGCACGGUGAUGUUCAUGAAGCGCUGUACUCUAAGCGAGGAGAUGAAUGGCGAGUGGAAGGUGCUGACUCUUGGGGACCUGCAGGUGUACUAUGACCCGGAUCUGUACGCUGCGCGGAUUUGCAUUACGAACGAUAGCGGGGAGAUGGUGAGCAACACCUUGAUCGGGGUGAACACGGUGAUGCAGAUCGAGAAGAACAACUGCGUGUGGAAGGCGGUGGAGUGGAGCUCGACGGACAUGCGCUACCGGACCUUGAAGGCCACCUUCAGCAGCACGGCGGCCGCCCAGGAGUUCCACUGCAACUACCUGGAGGGAUUGAACUACGCGCAGGAGUUCGACGUGGUGGACGAGAUCCCGGGGACGACUGAAGAAGAGACUGACUUAGAUCACUGAAAUGUCCUUUCGGCUUGACAAAUUUCCGUUGUAGAUAGCUGGAUUCUAUGAUUUCCAUUAGUACGUGGUUUUGUAAGCGAUUUUCUAUUUUUUAAACUUGUUCCUUCUAAGAUAAAUUUUAAUUGUAAUUUUAUGAUAGGGCGAUUUAGAUUUUACGCAAAUAAAAUGUUACUAUGACGA
Molecule: messenger RNA, 8712 nt
Organism: Zophobas morio
Lineage: Eukaryota; Metazoa; Arthropoda; Insecta; Coleoptera; Tenebrionidae
Product: E3 SUMO-protein ligase RanBP2-like
Exons: 9
Coding region: 112-8532 (2806 amino acids)
Biological process (GO): intracellular transport
Cellular component (GO): cytoplasm; nuclear pore
Molecular function (GO): protein binding; GTPase activator activity
Source: RefSeq, a predicted model, not a curated record